GAACAUCUUUUUUAUUUUACAUGUAAGCAAACUUUGGUCAAGUACUAAAUAUUAAAAAAAAAUUAUGUAUUUAAAAAUUACUCUUCUGAUCUGCGCGUUACACUUCUUCGCGGCAGUGUGGAGCGUUGGACUAAUGGAAGUCCAUAUCAACAAAAUCGAUGAGUUCUUUGAUAAGUACAGAGGACGUUUAAACGAAGUUCCAAAAAAUAUAAUUAUACAUUUUUUAUUAAACGAGAUGCUCUAUAACAAAUUGACAAAAGUUUAUACGUCCGAAGAUGCUGUGAUCGAUGAUAAAACUGUGCCGAACUUCCUGUUAAAAAUGGGCCUUAUUGAUAAAGAUAUUGACGACCCGCAGGAAAGGGGUAUGACUACUUACGAGAUAAAACUCUACGUAAAAAUGUUUAACGUUCAUGACAAAAAAAGUGUCGAAGGCGAAGCUGAAGGUAAAGGUGAAGGCGAUAGCGAAGCUGAAGGUAAAGGCGAAGGCGAUAGCGAAGCUGAAGGUAAAGGUGAAGGCGACAUCGAAGAUGAUGGCGAAGGCGAGCCAGACGGUGUUCUUACCCAUGCUGAAUUUUCGGACUUAUUGGACGCCGUUUUAAACUUAGAAGCUGACGUUAAGUUAAAAAUCAAAAAUAAACUCAAAAAUAACAACGCAAUAAACGUGGCUAAGUUUUUGGCGACAUUAAUGGAACAUAGAACGCGGGGCAAAGGUCUGGACAAGCGGCAUAUAGAAAAAGCCAUAACUUUGUAUGAAUGUUAUUACGCAAAUCUAAAUCGUGGCAAGCAACAAGAGUUAUACGAAAAUUUAAAUAUCGUCUCCGACGAGUAUAAGGACCUAAUCGAUUUCGAGCACCCUCAGAGCAUUGGUUACGAGUUGCAAGAGUUCCUAAUCUUUUGGGCGGAAAAUAACAACGAAGUCGAAGGAGUUGCUAUCCCUAGUAAAGAUGUUAGGGAUAUUGUUUAUGAGUUCACUAGGUACGACACAGGCAAUGACGGUGUGGUCAGUUUUGAAGAAUUUGAACCAAUCUUUAGGUCGUACUUUAACGAAAAUGAGGAUAUCAGAGGCGUUUUUAAGAAAUAUACCAAUAAUAAUGCUGAUAUGACCGCUGCUAUGUUCAUGAACAUAAAAUAUGAUAAAAUUUUUUUACGAAACAAAAAUAAUGAAGACGUGACAAUGGAAGAAACAAAUGACACGGCUAAGUAAAAUGUGGCAAUAGAAUAGCAAUAUUGCAGAGAUGGCUACUUCAUAGCAUUUCAUCGUUACAACAUUAUUACAGUCGUUAAUAAUUUACAAUUUUCCUAUAACUAUGUUAUUAUUUAUU
Molecule: messenger RNA, 1322 nt
Organism: Adelges cooleyi (spruce gall adelgid)
Lineage: Eukaryota; Metazoa; Arthropoda; Insecta; Hemiptera; Adelgidae
Exons: 9
Coding region: 65-1204 (379 amino acids)
Molecular function (GO): calcium ion binding
Source: RefSeq, a predicted model, not a curated record